Messenger RNA from Eimeria necatrix, 429 nucleotides. RefSeq lists its product as hypothetical. Lineage: Eukaryota; Apicomplexa; Conoidasida; Eucoccidiorida; Eimeriidae. The coding region runs from base 1 to 429 and encodes 142 amino acids. The record is from RefSeq and is a predicted model, not a curated record. Gene Ontology annotation, molecular function: RNA binding. The transcript is spliced from 2 exons.
AUGGCCGCCAACUCCUUCUACACUAUGAGGCCUGUCAUCCCCCAGACGCGCACCGACACGGCGUCUCGGGUGACUAUCAAAAACAUCCCCGUGGGCGUGACUGAGGCGCAACUGAAGGCCAGUCUGAAGCAGCACGGAGAUGUUCGCAUUCAUUUGUUUGUUCCUGGAACUGAGUACGGGAGUGGGUGGGCCUGGGUGAGUUGCGAGCAGCAGCAAGACGCGGAGCGGCUGCUGGCGCUUGCUGCAGCGCGCCGCGAGCGCGCAGCAGCAGCGCUGCGCGAGCAGCAGAAGCUGCACGACGCUGCAGCAGACCCUGCUGCUGCUGCUGCUGCUGCUGCUGCUGCUGCUGCUGAGGAAGCUGCUGCUGCGGAGACCGCGGACGACGCCAAGAGCAGCGACUGCUCGGACGAAGCCAGGAGCGACGCGUAA